AUGGUAAUGCAGUUUCAGGAGUUAGAUAACCCAAUCCAAAAUAGCCUUUACCAUAGCCACCCAGACUCUGGAUUUCUCAUGGAAAUGAUGAGUCUGAAGCCUUCGAAAGGUGUGCUAACAGAGCAAGCCGCGGCCGCUCUCGGACAGCCCCUGGACGUGGUGGAGCCCUACUCCCAGUACAACAAUGUUCCGUUUCCCCCAGUUCAGCCACAGAUUUCGCCAUCCUCCUACUAUUCCAACCUGGGUUUUUACCCCCAGCAGCCGGAAGAGUGGUACUCCCCAGGAAUCUAUGAACUCAGGCGCAUGCCCUCCGAGACGCUCUACCCUGGAGAGACUGAGCUGGCAGAGAUCCCCGUCACAAAGAAGGCCCGGAUGGGGGCCUCGGCGGGGAGAAUCAAAGGGGAUGAGCUGUGUGUCGUUUGUGGGGACAGAGCAUCUGGAUACCACUAUAACGCUCUGACCUGUGAGGGGUGCAAAGGUUUCUUCAGGCGAAGCAUCACCAAAAACGCUGUGUACAAGUGCAAAAACGGGGGAAACUGUGUGAUGGACAUGUAUAUGCGAAGAAAAUGCCAAGAGUGUCGACUAAGGAAAUGCAAAGAGAUGGGAAUGUUGGCUGAAUGUAUGUGUACAGGCUUGCUAACUGAAAUUCAGUGUAAAUCUAAGCGAUUGAGAAAAAAUGUCAAGCAGCACUCAGAUCAGAGCCUUAAUGAAGACAGUGAAGGACGUGACUUGCGGCAAGUGACCUCGACGACUAAGUCGUGCAGGGAGAAAACUGAACUCACCCCAGAUCAACAGAACCUUUUACAUUAUAUUAUGGAUUCAUAUAGCAAACAGAGGAUGCCUCAGGAAAUCACUAAUAAAAUUUUAAAAGAAGAAUUCAGUGCAGAAGAAAAUUUUCUCAUUUUGACAGAAAUGGCUACCAGUCAUGUCCAGAUUCUUGUAGAAUUCACAAAAAAAUUGCCAGGCUUUCAGACUUUGGAUCAUGAAGAUCAGAUCGCUUUGUUGAAGGGGUCAGCAGUUGAAGCUAUGUUUCUCCGUUCAGCUGAGAUUUUCAAUAAGAAACUUCCAGCCGGACACGCCGAUCUGUUGGAAGAAAGAAUCCGAAAGAGUGGUAUCUCUGAUGAAUAUAUAACACCUAUGUUUAGUUUUUAUAAAAGUGUUGGAGAGUUAAAAAUGACUCAAGAAGAAUAUGCUCUGCUUACAGCAAUUGUUAUCCUCUCUCCAGACAGACAAUACAUAAAAGACAGAGAAGCUGUAGAGAAACUUCAGGAACCCCUGCUUGAUGUACUACAGAAGCUGUGCAAAAUUUAUCAGCCUGAAAACCCUCAACAUUUUGCCUGUCUCCUGGGUCGCCUGACUGAGCUGCGGACAUUCAAUCAUCACCACGCAGAGAUGUUGAUGUCCUGGAGAGUAAAUGACCACAAAUUCACCCCGCUGCUCUGUGAAAUCUGGGAUGUACAGUGA
This is a messenger RNA of Sorex araneus (European shrew), 1464 nucleotides long. It is a transcript of the gene NR1H4, whose product is annotated as nuclear receptor subfamily 1 group H member 4. NCBI's taxonomy places the organism in Eukaryota, Metazoa, Chordata, Mammalia, Eulipotyphla, Soricidae. The transcript is spliced from 9 exons. Gene Ontology annotation, molecular function: zinc ion binding; nuclear receptor activity; bile acid binding. Gene Ontology annotation, biological process: bile acid signaling pathway; negative regulation of transcription by RNA polymerase II; negative regulation of inflammatory response. Bases 1 to 1464 code for a protein of 487 amino acids. The record is from RefSeq and is a predicted model, not a curated record.